AAGUAUUCACAGUGAGGACGAUAUUAGAGCGUGCUAUUUUAAAUAUCGAUCUUUCUGAAGCUGCACGCAGUCCUUGAGACACCCGUGUACUGCUAUCCGGCCACAUUUGCUACUUCUGGCGAGGGUUCUGAGGCAUUCCAGUCAAUUUUGUUUCUGCAGUCUACAGUUGAAGGAACGUUUUCCACAAUGACAGAUGCAAAGAAACCACGCAUGGAGAAGAGGGGCCUUCUGGAGCGGCUGAACGCAGGGGAAGUUAUCAUUGGAGAUGGUGGCUAUGUGUUUGCGCUGGAGAAGCGCGGAUACGUGAAGGCUGGGCCCUGGACACCAGAGGCAACCAUAGAAUUUCCGGAAGCAGUUAAACAGCUUGCUCGGGAUUUCCUGCGCGCUGGUGCCGAUGUCAUGCAGGCGUUCACUUUCUACGGUAGCGACGACAAACUAGAAAACCGUGGCAACGUGUCCCAAGAGAAGCAUACUGGUGCAGCUGUCAACAUCGCGGCCUGCGAGAUCGCCCGAGAGGUUGCGGAAGAGGGGAAUGCCCUGGUGGCCGGGGGCGUGUCCCAGACCCCCAAUUACCUCUCGGGGAAGGGCAAGGAGGCGGUGCAGGAACAGUUCCGCAAGCAGGCCGAGGUCUUCAUUGAGAACGAUGUGGACUUCCUCAUUGCUGAGUAUUUUGAGCAUGUGGAGGAGGCAGUGUGGGCCGUGGAAGAACUGAAGAAGACGGGCAAGCCGUUGGCCGCUACGCUAUGCAUCGGACCGGAGGGCGAUUUGCACAACGUGUCGGCUGGCGAAUGUGCCGUUCAGCUGGCCAAGGCAGGUGCUGACGUGGUGGGCCUGAACUGCCACUUUGGUCCAGUCAAGACCCUUGAGGCCAUCCGUCUAAUGAAGGCAGCCCUGGACAAGGAAGGCUUGAAGCCCUUCCUCAUGACUCAGCCGCUGGGCUUCAAGACUCCCGACGUGGGCAAACAAGGAUUCAUUGAUCUGCCGGAGUUCCCCUUUGGUCUGGAACCCCGCAUCCUGACCCGCUGGGACUGCCACAAGUACGCCCGCGAAGCCUACGAGAUUGGCGUGCGCUACAUUGGCGCCUGCUGCGGCAUGGAGCCGUACCACGUGCGGGCCAUCGCUGAGGAGCUGGCCUCCGAGCGGGGCUGCCUGCCGCCCGGUUCGCAGAAGCAUGGCUUGUGGGGUGACGGCCUGCGCCAGCACACCAAGCCAUGGGUUCGCGCCAGGGCUCGCCGGGAGUAUUGGGAGAAUCUGAAGCCGGCCAGUGGACGCCCCAAUUGUCCCUUGGUCUCCAGCCCGGAUGGCUGGGGCGUGACCCAGGGGGACAAAGAUCUGCUGCAGAAGAAGGAGGCUACCACUGACGCUGAGCUCCAGGAGCUGUUCCAUAAGUAGGCAGGAGACAGGCUUGUGAGGGGGGUGAAGCGAUGCCAGCGUUUGCAAGCUGGCUCGGUUUCAGGGUUCCAAGAAAAAAAAGCUCGUGGAUAUUUUUGAUAAACUUUUCAUAGGUUUUUUUCUUUUGUCUGCUGCAGUGUUUUUUCCCCGUUUUUCCUUCUUUUUGAAAUUUGUAAUUCACUUGUUACCAGUAAACAAAACUCUGUAAGAUUUGUUAAUGAAAAGUAAACCUCAAUAUAAAAAGUGAGUAUGAGAGAAGCAGUUUCGUACAAAUCAUGUAUUCCUUGAUUAGUAUUUUGUUUACGGUAGCGGUACGCUUGUAUUCUGAAAUGCGGAACGGACGUUCUAAACUUGGAAGAUGUUGUACAUGAUGUUGCAGUAUCUCUUCAAGGACAUACAGACAAAGCAGCUCAGAAUUUCUGAAUUGAGUAAGGUACCGUAUGGUUAACCUGAUCAGUAUGCGUGGUGCAGUUUUUAGCUAAGUUUAAGUAACAUAGGAGAUUUCUGUCCACUGAAAGUUAACUUGAUCUCCAAGACAGUAUGGCUUUACAGGGUUCGUGCAGCUUUUAUGUAUACCCCACUUUUGUGGUUUAGCGACUGCUUUAAGCAGACAGCAGAAAAGUGUGAACUGCAGCACUAUAAAUCCCAAUGAAGUGUACGCAUACCGUGUGCACACGAAUGCACUGAUUUCAGCAAUUCAGGAAUGUUGUCCUACCCUUUGUAUGGAUGGAAAGUCUCCCCCCCCCCCAUUUGGAGCUCAGGAUCAAGGCAUGUGGAGCAAUGUACGUUGGUGAAUAGUGUUCUUGCAGACCAGAUUGCCGUGUUCGUAAGACCUGGGACUUUUUUUUGAGAGGAAGGGGUGGAAGUUGUUCAGUUUUGUGAUGUUUGCUGAAAUAGUUCCAGACAUUACCGGGUGAGGUGCAAGAAUUGAACAGGAUUUUUGAAGCUGAUUAAUAGUUGCUUGUGCUACUUAGUAGAAACUGUAAGUAAUUGGCUGUUUUUCAAUAGUUGACAGUCUUAAAAUUGGGAGGACAAUGCAAGCCCUUUUUUUUUUUUGGCACCUUUAAAAGGUCAUUUACCACUAUUCGUGACUGGACUGUUGGCCGCAUUUCAGAGGCAUGCUCACUUGACUAACUUCAAAGUUGCUUCUCACACACUGGUAUGGAAGCACAUUUGUUCAAAAAGGUCUUCUUUCCUUUAAAAGCAGCAGAUGAUUCAGAAAGGUCCCAGAUGCAUUCCAGCGACCAUAGUUCUUCUCUAGGAUGUUAGACGAAUUUAAAAAAGAGGUUGUUUUUAGUAAUAAAAACAAGCAUCCCUUUAAGUGUGAACCUCUAA
Messenger RNA from Acanthaster planci (crown-of-thorns starfish), 2727 nucleotides. Its product is annotated as betaine--homocysteine S-methyltransferase 1-like. Gene Ontology annotation, molecular function: betaine-homocysteine S-methyltransferase activity; zinc ion binding. Gene Ontology annotation, cellular component: cytosol. Gene Ontology annotation, biological process: L-methionine salvage. The record is from RefSeq and is a predicted model, not a curated record. Lineage: Eukaryota; Metazoa; Echinodermata; Asteroidea; Valvatida; Acanthasteridae.